CUGGCCGAUCUCUAGCUAUAUCUUCAAGAAUUACCCAUGAUCAACACCUCACCCAGAAUCAAUACACCAUUCCGCUCCAAGGGUCUAGGCUUCCAUAGCCCCCCUCACCCUUACAGAAUACUCCACACUUUUCCAUCCUAGAACCUGGAUUACACACUUCAAGCUUCUAUAGACCCCUUCACCCCUUUAUCUUUCAUAUAAUUCCCUUGCCUGUCGUAAAAAAAAAACUCGCCUCCUCGUAAUACGGCAUUGCCAGCCCGCACACCCGUGUGGCUCUAAUUCUCCACUGUAAAUUACGUAAGCGCAUUUCCCCACGUUGCCAACCUCUUUCGCCACCUACACAUCUCAAUGCUAUAUAUAUCGCUAUUUGUCGCCUCAAUUGCCCUUCUCAUCCAAUUCCUCACCAAACAAACCAUGUCCUUCCCAGCUCCCCCACAGGCGCCACCGGUGUGGAACCACACCGCCGAGCAGAUCCUCGCGGAAGCCGACCAGCUCAUCGCUGCCAACACCCAGUUGUACGACACCAUUGCCGCUAUCACCGAGCCUACUUUCGAGAACGUGUUUGCGCCGUUUGUCAAGGCCGAGAACGAGGAGCGUGGCCCAGAGUCUAUCAUCACGUUCUACCAGCAAGUGUCCACCGACAAGGCCAUCCGCGACGCCUCCACACAGGCGGAGGAGAAGUUGCAGCAAGCAGGCAUUGAGGCAUCUUCCAGAAUCGACGUGUACCGGGUUUGGGAAAAGUUGAACGCAAAUGCAGCGUUCCAGGCGAAGUUGGACGAUGAAAGCAAGCGCUUGUUGAAGAAGGUCAUGACGACUUACAAGCGCGACGGGUUGUCGCUUCCAGAGGCGGCCCGGAAGGAAGUAAAGGACUUGAAGAAGAAAUACAGCAACUUGACGCUCCUGUUCAACAAGAACUGUAACGAGGAGUUGGGGUUCUUGUUGUUCACGCGUGCGGAGUUGGACGGUGUCCCAGCGGACGUUGUGGACGGGUUCCCCGCCGAGGGCGAUAAGGUCAAGAUGACCUACAAGUACCCGGAUGUGCUUCCGGUGUUGAAGUACGCCACGUCCGAGGAGACCAGAAAGCGGGCCUUCCUCGGGAACCAGAACAAGCUUCCAGCCAACGAAAAGCUCCUUGCGGAGAUCAUCGCGGUGAGAGCGGAGUUGGCGCAGAAGCUAGGCUACGAAACCUUUUCCGACUAUGUGUUGGAGGAACGGAUGGCCAAGACCAAGGAAAACGUGUUGAGCUUCUUGGGCGACUUGAAGGGCAAGUUGAAGAGCGGCGGGGAGGCGGAAAUUGCGGAGUUGUUGAAGUUGAAGAACGCGCAUCUCAAGGCACGUGGCUUGCCGGAAUCGACCCAUUACUACAUUUGGGACCAUUCGUACUACUCAAACUUGAUGAUCGAGCAGCAGUACCUGAUUGACGACCAGAAGAUCUCCGAGUACUUUCCUAUUCAGUCGGUAGUGCCUAAGAUCUUGCAUCUCUAUGAAACCUUGUUUAACUUGAAGUUCAUUCAGGUGGACGAGAACCGAUCUGUGUGGCACGAGGACGUGAUCCAGUUUUCCGUCUGGAAGUUAGACAACGCGGAGCCUGAGUUCGUGGGUUGGGUUUACUUCGACAUGCACCCAAGAGACGGCAAGUAUGGCCACGCCUGCAACAUCUCCAUCGUUCCGGGCUACACCAAGGCAGAUGGCAGCGCCAACUACCCUGUGACCGUGGUUCUCUGCAACUUCUCCAAGCCCACCAAGGAUAAGCCAGCAUUGCUCAAGCACAGCGAAGUAAACACCUUGUUGCACGAGGUCGGCCACGCGAUCCACGACUUAAUGGGCAAGACCCAGCACUCCCGCUUCCACGGCACGGGUGUCUCGUGGGACUUUGUGGAGGCGCCAUCGCAGAUGUUGGAGUACUGGACGUGGUCGCCAAGCGAGUUAAAGUCCUUAUCCGCGCACUACGUGACGGGAGAGCCCAUCACGGACGAUUUGGUCGCGUCCUUGAUCAAGACCAAGCACGUCAACGGCGGCUUGGCUGGCUUGAGGCAGUUGCACUUUGCCUUGUUUGACAUGACGUUGCACACCGUCAAGAGUGCCGAAGAGGCUACUGCCUUGGACUUGGAUGCCUUGUGGAACGACAUGAGAGAGGAGAUUUCGCUUUUCGAGAACGGUGAUACGGUCAGCAAGGGCUACGGUUCCUUCAACCACAUCGGAGGUGGGGGCUACGCCUCGGGCUACUACGGCUACUUGUACUCUGAGGUGUUUGCGGCAGACAUUUACUACACCUUGUUCAAGGCGGAUCCGAUGAACGUGGCCAAUGGGAUCAGAUACAGAGAUACGAUCUUGCGCAGAGGUGGCUCCCGGGACGAGAUGGACAACUUGGUGGAGUUAUUGGGCAGAGCCCCUAACUCUGCUGCGUUCUUGACCGAAAUGGGGGUUGCCAACUAAAAACUAGAAUAGAUUGGUUAUUCAUUAAUCGGGCGAUUAUAACUCUGACAGCUCGUAAAAUCGUAUGAGGUUAAAAAUAUGUGU
Babjeviella inositovora NRRL Y-12698 is the source of this 2520-nucleotide messenger RNA. Its product is annotated as M3 family metallopeptidase. Gene Ontology annotation, cellular component: mitochondrial intermembrane space. Gene Ontology annotation, biological process: proteolysis; peptide metabolic process. Gene Ontology annotation, molecular function: metalloendopeptidase activity. The record is from RefSeq and is a predicted model, not a curated record. NCBI's taxonomy places the organism in Eukaryota, Fungi, Ascomycota, Pichiomycetes, Serinales. The transcript has a single exon. Bases 415 to 2436 code for a protein of 673 amino acids.